CGCCGGAUGCUGGUGCGGGUCGGGGUCGAGCCGCGCCGCCCGGUGCACACGCCGCCCCGGUAGCUCCCGGGUUGCGCCCGCCGAGGGCGCCCUCCUCCAGCUUCGCGGUGUGGCUGCGGCUCCCAGGACCGAGCUGCUCUGGGCGCUGCGGGGGAGCGCGGUGGAGCCCAUCCCGCCGUCCAACCCGGCCGUGGUGGGACUUCGGGAGAACUUGGAGCAAGGACGGAGACCGACACCCAUUCACGGCUGUUAGAACAAUCUGAGAGCUCGGUCAGUGCUGGCGAUGAACAUGACAUUUCAGCUGCAACAAAUACCUCCUUAGAAACAACAAAUCAUUUCAACUUCAAAGCAUCUGAGACUACAAACCUGUUACUAGACUAGAAGCAAUCAGAUCAAUGAUUGAUUGGAAGAAAAUAAAAUGGCAGACAUUUAAAGUUAAUAUCCAGGAUGAAUGAUGAUAAUUCAGAUAAAACAGAAGAUAAAUUGCAUUACAUAUUUAUCAGUGAUAAAAAUGGAGAUACAUCUGAAUACAACAAAAAAUCGUCAUCUUCACAGAAACUUUCAACCAAUCACAUGAAUAGGAAUUCUUCCAACCCAGAAGCCAUGGUGGUUGAUUAUGAAAUGGAUCCUGUUGUGGACAGUGAUGAAAAUAGUUCAUCAAACCAUCAGUGUGUUGUAGUACUAGAUCACCAAGAGUCUUCAAGUGAUUUCAUUAGUAAGCCAGUGUUUGCAAGGCAUCACGAUCUCACCUGUCAGUGUUCUGCACUUGUCAAUGCAGAGAAGCCAGACUAUCUGCAGAGUAACUUUCAUUCCCUAGAGGCAGUCCAGGACCAGAGUUGUGAGCCCUCUCUGCCUCGGGUGUGGAAGCCUGAUGAUGAUUUAGAACGUACAGACUAUCCUGCAGCUUUGGAGCUAAACCAAAUAUUUGACAAAGUAGACAAAAUGAACAGUACCUUUAUAGCACACCAUGCUAUUGAGCAUAGUCAGUCCCUGCAUACUCUGGGAAGUCCACAGCUAAACAAUGCAAGUAGUGGAAAUACAUCAUUAUCCUGUUCCACUUGGACAUCAACCCAUUCCUCAAAUAUACAUGUGAGAGAAAUUAAUUAUAACAGAGAGAGUUUUGAAAGCCUUCUGGCCACACCAUCACAGGUCCAAAACAUAACCUACAUAGCAUUUUCUGAUGUGCCUAUGCAAACUGACCUUCCAGAUCAUGGAGAUAAGUGUCAGUAUUCUUUAGGAGAGGUCACCAAAGACUACACAAAUGGGACACAGCAAAGAGUAGUUGAAGAAAAAGAGAGAGAAGAUGUGACACUAGUUUCUGAUGACAUGGAGGUCCCCCAUGGAUCUGUAUUACAAGAGUCCUAUUGUGUAUCUAAAGAUGAGUCAAAUAGUGAGACACAUUCACAAAGCUCAUAUGGGCAAAAGGAAAUGGGCCCAAGUCUAAGAGAAACAGUGCCCAAUUGUCGUGUUGAUGAUGAAUGCCCUUUUCUAUUGCCAGCUUUUGAUAAAAGUAAAACCAAAGCCCUGGACUCCGAGCAUGAAGUCACAUCAACCGGAGAUCCACACAUCACUUCUCAUGACAAGGGUUCAGAAUUGCAAAGUAGUACCGUAGAACAGAUCCUAAGUAGCUCCCUGGGGCAGAGGGUUUCUUCAUUUGAGAUGGCUUGGGAUGCAAGUGGUAGAGUCAUUAGCACAAAUAAUACAGUUUGCAUGCCAAACCCAGUUCUGCAAUCCCCAAAUGUAAGCUUUACACUUCCACCUGUUGAAGCAACAGAGACAUGCAAUCAGGUGGACAAAGGUCCCAGAGAGGCUAAACAUGUACCCAGCUUGAAUGGAGCACCCAUGAACAUAGCAAAGCCUAGUCUGGGAAAAUCAGCGACCAAAACAAAUACCUCAGCAGGCAGCAAAGUUAGGAAAACAGAAAUUAUAAGCUACCCAAGACCAAACUUUAAGAACAUUAAAGCCAAAGUUAUAUCUAGACCAGUGUUGCAGCCCAAAGAUGAAGCCCUAACAAAGGUCACGCCGAAACCUCACGUGACUGGGGCCUCAUCACCAGCUCCAGUGCCUUCUUCGAGACAGUUGACAGUUGUGAGCAAAACACCAAGAUCUGACUUUAAUGCAGACAAAAAAGCAGAAAUCCUAAUUAACAAGACUCAUAAGCAACAGUUUAAUAAACUCAUUACCAGCCAGGCUGUGCAUGUUACAACGCGUUCUAAAAAUGCUCCACACCGGCUUCCAAGAACAACAUCUGCCACGAAAUCGAAUCAGGAGGAUGCUGACAAGACACGUUCUCAUCCUGCAGGAGAGACUAGGUCUGUAGCUGCCUUUAUCCAGAAGAUCAAAGGAAUUCUCCCAGGUAAAAUGAAAAGUUCAGACUCUUUAGAAACAACGUAUGUUUCCAACAUCGAUGGGAUUAGCCCUGCAAAGGGUGAAAAAGACAGUGAGGCACCAGUGGAAAAGCGAGAGCUGGAAAAGGAAGCCGUGCAUGAGACUUUUGAAUAUGAGUCUCUUUUUGUGAGUUCUACUCCAAAAACUGCCAGCAUCCCAGGAAGGAGCAUCGCCAAGACUGACUCCUGCAGUCUGAGGAAAACACCAGGUCUAAAAGCCAAAGUGGGACCUGCUGUUUCCUGCUUGAGGCGGAAGAAUGACAAUAGAACCCUGGGCUCUGACCGGGCUUUAUCUCCUCAGAGGAUCAGGCGUGUGUCCAGCUCUGGAAAGCCUACAUGCUUGAAAACUGCACAACCAUCUUGGGUGAAUUCACCUAGGCCACUUCCUAAAUCCAAAGCAUCUUUGAAAAGCUCUGUGCUGCAGAGGGCAGGAAGCACCCGGUCGGUGGCCAGCACCCACAGUGAUCUCAGCACCUGCAGCAAUAAUUCUGGUAAUGCUGCUGUCAUCAAAUAUGAGGACAAACCUCCCAAACAAGCAUUUCAGAAUGGGUCAGGAUCCUUAUAUCUGAAGACUUUGGUACCCAGAACUCAUGCACACUUGCUCAAAACUCCUCCAAAAGGUCCUUCAAGAAAGAGUAUAUUUACAGCAUUUAAUUCAGUCGAAAAAAGCAGGCCAAAGAAUCCCAGAAGCCUUUGCAUCCAGACUCAAACAUCUCCAGAUGUGCUAUCCUCUGAAAAGACACUCGAGUUAACUCAAUACAAAACAAAAUGUGAAAACCAAAGUGGAUUUAUCCUUCAGCUCAAGCAGCUUCUUUCCUGUGGUAAUACCAAGUUCGAGGCACUAACUGUUGUGAUCCAGCACCUCCUGUCUGAGCGGGAGGAAGCGUUGAAGCAACACAAAACCCUCUCUGAAGAACUUGUUAACCUCCGGGGAGAGCUAGUUGCUGCUUCAACCACCUGUGAGAAGUUAGAGAAAUCCAGGAAUGAGUUGCAAACAGCGUAUGAAGGAUUUGUCCAGAAGCUGAACCAACAGCACCAGACCGACCGAACGGAGCUAGAGAAUCAGCUGAAGGAAUUCUACACUGGGGAGUGUGAAAAGCUUCAGAACAUUUACAUUGAGGAGGCAGAGAAGUAUAAAACACAGCUGCAAGAGCAGUUUGACAACUUAAAUGCUGCCCAUGAAACCUCUAAGCUGGAAAUUGAAGCUAGCCACUCAGAGAAAGUGGAAUUGCUAAAGAAGGCCUAUGAAACCUCCCUUUCAGAAAUCAAGAAAAGCCAUGAAAUGGAAAAGAAAUCCCUUGAGAAUCUACUUAAUGAGAAGCAGGAAUUGUUAGAGAAACAAAUCAAUGAUCUGAAGAGUGAAAAUGAUGCUCUAAAUGAAAAGUUGAAAUCAGAGGAACAAAAAAUAUCAAAAGAGAAGGCAAAUUCGAAAAAUCCUCAGGUCAUGUAUCUGGAGCAAGAACUAGAAAGCCUGAAAGCUGUGUUAGAGAUCAAGAAUGAGAAGCUGCAUCAACAGGACAUGAAAUUAAUGAGAAUGGAGAAGCUGGUGGACAACAACACAGUGUUGGUUGACAAGCUGAAGCGAUUCCAGCAGGAGAACGAGGAAUUAAAAGCUCGGAUGGACAAGCACAUGGCAAUUUCAAGGCAACUCUCCAGUGAGCAGGCAGCGCUGCAGGAGUCCCUGGAAAAGGAGUCGAAGGUCAACAAGCGACUGUCCAUGGAGAAUGAGGAGCUGCUGUGGAAGCUGCACAAUGGGGACCUGUGCAGCCCCAAGAGGUCCCCCACAUCCUCAGCCAUCCCCUUCCCAUCCCCCAGGAAUUCUGGCUCCUUUCCCAGCCCCAGCAUCUCACCCAGAUGACACUUUCUGAAGGGAAGAGACUCUCCAAAGGCACUGGGAUGCAGGUCUGCAGGACUGACCCUAAGAAUGAUUGUGGGAGCAAGAGCUACACUAGCUUUCUGGAAUUUCCACAGGAUAACUGGAAAGCCACCACCACGUCAGCUACUUACAAGAUGGGAACUCCAGAGGAAGACUUUUGACUCAGUCCAAAAGCUGCCUCCAAAAAAGAUUUUGGAAUUGAUGUGGACAUAGUUGCACAAAGCACUUAAGGAACGAGAGAAUCUUGUUCUUUGCCUUUUUUCACCUAAGCAUAAGGGGAAAGAAAAACUCUCAGGGGCCUAUUAAGAUAAAGAUUUAUAACCUUUGUAAUGUUCUUCACCAGAGACACCUUCUUGUGAUUUUUAUUUCAGUCUGUGGGUGGGGGUGUGUGAAUGAAAUGGAUGUAACAGUGUGUCAUGUGUCUGAUGCAGCCCUCUCUGCUGUCUAUUAAGUCAGCAGCUGAGUAUAGCUGGGUCUGUGCUAAUCACAUCACCGGUGCACACAUUUCAACAAAAGCCAUAGGAGAGAAAGCAGUGGUUUUGUGAGUUAUAAUUCUCCGCCACCAGCUCCUCUCAGCACCGUGAUGUGGCCGGGCGAAGGAAUGACAAGAGCUUUUUGACUUGUUGAUGUCUAUAUUUCUGUGUCUUUUUGGAGUAACUUGUUGGCAGAUUUUCAGUGUUCAGCUCUGUCAGUUGACACUAGAUAUUUUUUUUCUGUAGAUUUUUGUGAGCAUAAUUGCUAUACUCUGAUCCAUUUUCUAUGGCUAUGAGCAAAUGUAGAAUCCUAACUUUAAAAAAAAUCUGUAUAUAAAGGGGCAGUAUCAAUGGGCUUCUCUGCCUUUUACCUUGAAUCUAAGCUAUCCUUACAGAGGUAAACCUUCAUCUUCUCUCCCUUUACCCUGACUUCCUUCUUUUUUUCUCUUCCAUCCAGAGCCACAAAAGCAAACCUUAUACCUCCUGCCUACUUUUCUGUGGGACAAAGAUAAAGGCAUAUGCUUCUCCAGAGCCAGCUCAUCUUUGAGGUGCUGAACCCAUUUUCCAAAUACACUCAGGUCUGGGACCUGAGGCUACAAAUUUUGGGAAACUUUCAGGAAAGUCAUUAAAGAUACGGGAUUCAGCACAUACUUAUAAACAGAGCUCCUUCAUUAAACCAGUGAUGCAGUGUGAUAGAGCAAGACUGUCUGGAGAGACAAUGCUAAUAUAGGGAGACCUUUUGAGUGCUCUCCCUGUCAUUGGGAUAUAGCCAAAAGGGCAGCCCAAGAGUGGGAAAUGUGGUUUUAUACAGCUCCCCUUCGAGUUGAAUUUGAGUUUCUUUUCAAAAUCUCGCUUGUUACCUCCCACAAUUCUAAGAUUUGUGGGAAGGCAGAAGGAUAGCUGUGGCUUCUCCCCACCCCCGCAUGUGUCGACAUUGUGAUGUCAGUAUUUACUAAACCAUCUUCGAUGGCUGUGCAAAUAACCCAUUAUAGUAAGAACAGAUUCAGGAUGCUGGAUGGUGGGUAUUUGUGCCAUUGUGUACAUUUACACUACAUAGCAAAUUGGUAGUUAUUCAUGAUGCAUGAUUUUUAUUAGUGGUUAUGUUUAAAGUCUUUAACCUGCAGUAGUUUAUGAUGUAUGUAACCUUCCAUGUUUGCUUCUGAUAAGUGGGAAUGUAGGUUCACUGCCACCUCCUGAUAUUUCUCUGCUCAUGGUUCCAGUUCUCAAUGACACUAGCCAAAGUUGGGUUUACCUUUCAUGCCCUGGCCAUGGUAAAUCACAUGCUAUUCCCCGCUUUCCUCCAUACCAUUUAGGUGUCCGGGAAAUCAGUCUUACAGAAAUCAGAAUAAAAUGUCUUCAGUGGAUGGAAGACAGUAAGAAAGAAGAUAGGAAACAAAAUAGAGAGCUUUUCAUUUUGUUUCAAACCAGAUGUUUUAUGUAGGAUGCAAAAUGUUGGCACAUCAUAAAAAUGUGAUAUGCUAACAACUGUAGUUUAUAGUGAUGGAAAGUGUAUUUUACUUUGAUCAAAUAAACAGUGCUGGACUAUU
This is a messenger RNA of Nannospalax galili (Upper Galilee mountains blind mole rat), 6283 nucleotides long. It is a transcript of the gene Mtus1, whose product is annotated as microtubule associated scaffold protein 1. Gene Ontology annotation, molecular function: microtubule binding. The record is from RefSeq and is a predicted model, not a curated record. Gene Ontology annotation, cellular component: nucleus; cytoplasm. Bases 448 to 4245 code for a protein of 1265 amino acids. Lineage: Eukaryota; Metazoa; Chordata; Mammalia; Rodentia; Spalacidae. The transcript has 16 exons.